Molecule: messenger RNA, 1036 nt
Organism: Manihot esculenta (cassava)
Lineage: Eukaryota; Viridiplantae; Streptophyta; Magnoliopsida; Malpighiales; Euphorbiaceae
Product: phosphoserine phosphatase, chloroplastic
Exons: 8
Coding region: 103-987 (294 amino acids)
Biological process (GO): L-serine biosynthetic process; dephosphorylation
Cellular component (GO): cytoplasm
Molecular function (GO): L-phosphoserine phosphatase activity; magnesium ion binding
Source: RefSeq, a predicted model, not a curated record
CGAGCUGCUGAAAGAGAACAGAAGGAAGUAAAAUUUUCACCUCCAAAACAUUUCAGGCAGAACCAAAGCAAAUCCUACGAGUCUAACACUGCCUAUUAUUUGAUGGAAGGGUUGGUGCAUUCACAAGUCAACCCAAUUCAUGUUACUUGUAAACACUCUGGCUCUCGUUUUAUUCCCGCUUUCUCCUUGCAGUUGAAAAAGUAUUUGACUAGAGGUGGAAUUUUGUUCAUGAAACCUCCUCAAUCAUUCAGUUCAGUUACUGCUUCAGUUCAACCUUUAAAAGCUGUCUCAUUGGACCAUUUCCACAAUACAGUGCCAUCCAAAGAGGUUCUUGAGCUUUGGAGAAGCGCUGAUGCAGUAUGCUUUGAUGUGGACAGCACAGUAUGCCUAGAUGAGGGUAUUGAUGAACUUGCAGAGUUUUGUGGAGCUGGAAAGGCUGUUGCGGAAUGGACUGCUAAAGCAAUGGGUGGUUCUGUCCCUUUUGAGGAGGCCUUGGCAGCCAGACUAUCUCUAUUCAGCCCAUCCCUAUCUCAGGUCCAAGAUUUUCUUGCGAAGAGGCCCCCAAAGAUAUCUCCUGGCAUAGAUGAGUUGGUCAAGAAGCUGAAGGCUAAAAAUACUGAUGUUUAUUUGAUCUCUGGCGGCUUUCAGCAAAUGAUCAAUCCUGUUGCAUCUAUCCUCGGGAUGCCACUUGAAAAUAUGUUUGCCAAUCAAUUGCUCUUUGGAAGUUCGGGGGAGUUUCUGGGGUUUGAUGCAAAGGAGCCUACUUCAAGAAGUGGAGGAAAAGCAACUGCAGUGCAGCAUAUAAGGAAGGUUCAUGGAUACAAGACUCUGGUUAUGGUCGGGGAUGGUGCAACUGAUCUUGAGGCUCGAAAACCAGAUUGUGCCAACUUGUUCAUUUGCUAUGCGGGUGUUCAACUUCGAGAGACCGUAGCAGCAAAAGCUGAUUGGUUGGUUUUGAAUUUUGCAGAUCUAAUAAAUUCAUUGUAAUAGGUUGUGAUCUUCCUUACUCAAAAUCUGCUUCUACAUUUCUUUUUCA